Messenger RNA from Staurois parvus, 326 nucleotides. Lineage: Eukaryota; Metazoa; Chordata; Amphibia; Anura; Ranidae. The record is from the annotation of a GenBank genome assembly.
AUGCAGACUUCUUCUACAAACAUUUGUGAAAGACUGUGCAACAAGUUCAUCCAUGAAAUUUCCUUGCUACUAAAUAUUCCACAGUCAGCUGUUAGUAGUAUCAUAACAAAGUGGAAGCAACUGGAAACAACAGCAACAAAAGUGGUAGGCUACGUAAAAUUACAGAGUGGGGUCAGCGCACACUGAAGUGCAGAGUGCGCAGAAGUUGCCAGCUGUCAGCAAAUUCAAUAAAGACCUUCAAACUUCAUGUGGCCUUCAGGCUAGCACAACAACAAUGCAUAGAGCUUCAUGGAAUGGGUUUCCAUGGCCGAGCAGCUGCAUCCAAG